Messenger RNA from Lates calcarifer (barramundi perch), 5776 nucleotides. It is a transcript of the gene cngb1a, whose product is annotated as cyclic nucleotide gated channel subunit beta 1a. Gene Ontology annotation, molecular function: intracellularly cGMP-activated cation channel activity; cGMP binding; protein-containing complex binding. NCBI's taxonomy places the organism in Eukaryota, Metazoa, Chordata, Actinopteri, Centropomidae. The record is from RefSeq and is a predicted model, not a curated record. Gene Ontology annotation, biological process: retina homeostasis; monoatomic cation transmembrane transport. Gene Ontology annotation, cellular component: photoreceptor outer segment; plasma membrane; intracellular cyclic nucleotide activated cation channel complex.
GAAGAGAGAACAUGAGAAGUGUAGCUAAACUGACGAUAUUAGACUGUAAUGAUAGCGUACAACCGGAGGCGUCUAUCGUGUUUCAGUUUAGAUCAAACCACGCCCACUUCCGUAUACGAAAUCCUCGACGAAACGACAGCCGUGUUCCUAUGGAAACAGCACUGACGCUGGUUCGAAAAAGGAUAGACGCCAAUAGCAACGAUAGCGUUCAGGCUAAUGUUAUCAAAUGUAGCGUACAGCCGGUUGCUAACGUUAGCGAUGUUGGUGUGUAGCCGGAGGCUAACGUUAGCUCGUCUAGCUUAAAAAAUUAAGCUGCAUCGGCCCCGUAGUGAACCCUAUAUCCCGCCAGUAGGAGAUCUUCCCUGCCGUUACCUCAGAAGUCGGAGUCUUCCCGCCACAGACAGGGGGCUCUAUGACGGUCUAUGAACUUCUAAUGGGUAUAAAUAAAGUUAUAUUGUUCAGCCUUGGGACCAUGGUUCUGGGAGUCUAAUCUGAGCCCUCGUCCCAUCCUGGUCUGUCCCUGGUCUGUCCUGGUCUGUCCGGCUCUGCCCUUCACUUCCUCAGUAAUCCUGUUAGCCGUCUCUCCCUCUAAUCCUCCCACAGUGUUCAGAUCCCUGUAGGUCUUUACAGCCUCUGCACCGCAGCUCUGUGGGAUGCUGCUGGACCCUGACUGAACGACUCAGGAUGUUGAGCUGGGUGGUCAAAGUCGUUCCCCAGCCGCCUGAGCCUCCAUCCAAAAAAGUCGAAGAGCAGGAUGACAAAUCAGCUGCCGCUCCGCCCCCUGCUGCAGCCCCGCCUCCAUCUCCCACGCCUCCACCUGCUGCAGCCCCGACCCCUGCUCCUGAGAAGAAGGUGACCUUUCAGGACGAGUGUAAAAAUGAAGCUUCAAAAGACCAGAAAGCUGACCAAUCCAAACAGGAAGGACAGACGGCCGAGGGGAACGGCCCGGCACCCAGCGUGUUGACGUGGAUCAGCGGAGCUCUGCCUCAACCGGUCUCACCUAUACUGAGCCGGGCCAACUCCACCACCAAGGAGGAAACUACAACAGCCAGGAAAGGGAUGAUAGCUUGGAUCGCUCAGGGUUUGGAGAAGGUUGUUCCUCAGCCUGAUCUGAAGAACAAAGAGUCAAUACCAGCUGAGCUGCCCGCUGAGCCUGCAGCGUUGUCAGCUCCUGUGAGUCAGGCAGCAGCUGCACCAGCUGCAGAACCUCCAGUCACUGCCCCCACCGCUGAGGUGAAGCCAGAGGAGAAGACUGACAACAAGACCCAGCCUCCCAGCAUGAUGGAGUGGAUAAAACAUGGCAUAGAGAAGGUGGUUCCUCAGCCAGAGAUCCCAGUCUGCUCAAAGACAGAGAGCAACGAGAAGACAGAGGCUCCGGCUCCAGCUAAAGUUGAUGCUCCACCCCCAGCUCCCCCAGCUCCUCCAGCUCCUCCAACAACACCAUCAACCCCAAAAACCCCCACAACACCAAAAUCUGAAACUGAGAAGUCUUCCAAAGAAGCAGAGCAGCAGCCCAAUGUGGUUGGGUGGAUCGUCAGUGAGAUCAGUCGUAUUUUACCUCAGCCUGUACCGAGGCAGGACGCAAGCAGUGAUGAAGUGCAGAGCAUCAUCAUCGUGCAGAAGAAGACAGACCUGGUGCUUGAGGAUGUGGAAGAGGAUGAGGCAUCAAAAAAGGGGAUGGAUCAACAGAGGGACAGUGUCAAGAAGGAGGAGAGACUGCAGCAGGAGCGUCUGGAGGCGGCUCGAGCCGCAGAGGAGAUAGCCAGGAAGGCGGCGGAGGAGGCGGUCCGACAGCUGGAGGUGGAGCAUUCAGCUAAGAUUGUCAUAGAAACGCUGCCAGAGCCCAACGAGCAACUGCCCAAUAUCCUGGAGGAGGAAAACGAGGACGAACCAGAGUUGCAGAACCUGCAGGAGGACAGUGACGACAGUACAGAAAAUAAGAAAAAACCCAAUGAGUCCCUUUUAGAUGUCUGCAUAGCUGAAGGUGGUCAAGAGGACAAGCCUCCAGCUGAAUCCAGACCAGCAGGGGAAGUUGCUCCUUCAUCAAUAGAAGUGGAGCCAGCAUCAGAGAAGAGAGACCUGGAGAGUCCAAUCACCCAACAACCACAGUCACCAGCUCCAGAAACUCUGACCACAGGCAAUGAUGCAGCAGCAGAAGGAGGAGCUCCUGACAUUUGCUCUCCAAUAAAGAGCUUCCUGCUUCGAAUCCCUCAUGUUGCUGAGUGUCUGGAGAGCUGCAGAGAGCUGAUGCAUGACAAUUACCUCAACCCCCCCAAGCUAUCCAUGCCGACCCUGCCGCCAGAGCUCGCCCAGCUGAUCCAGGAGCUGUCGCAGCUCCCCAAAUGGGCACAUCAGUGCUCUCCGGUGCUGAAGGUGGAGGAUGUGGAUCCGGAUGUGGGACAGGGAAAAGUCCUGACCAUCCCCCAAAUUAUCACAACCCCAGAGCCACAGUCAAAACCAGGUCAUGGAGAUGAAGAAGAUGAGGAGCUGAUGAAGGUUGAUGUAAAGACCCAGGCCAGUCAGGGAGACCUGCUGGCUGCAGAUGAAGAGACUCGUCCUCUGUCAGCCGCCAGCGUCGGCAGCAUCGUGAUCCAGGACCGUCUGACCGAGCUCGUCAUGCUGUUUAAAGGUCGAACAGAGCGCCAGAAAGAACGGCUGGUGGACCCUGACGAGUCCGAGGAGGAGAGUCCCACAGCCUCCCCAGCCAAAGCUCCACCUCCUCCUCCUCCACCUCCAGCAGGGGAGGAGAAGAAGGACGAUGCAGCGGCAGCAGUAGCAGAAGAAGAAGUGGAGCUGGGGUUCCAGUUUGAACUUCUUGGACACCCAGUAAAACUUCCCAAACUGCCCAAACUUCCCAAGAUGCCCGACUGGCUCCGAGCCAUCGUGGAGUACCGCUUCCCCUCCAGCAUCGACCCCUUCACCGAUCUGAUCUACGUGAUCUGGCUUUUCUUCGUGGUGGCAGCAUGGAACUGGAACGUGUGGCUGAUCCCGGUCCGCUGGGCGUUCCCCUACCAAACCCCAGAGAACAUCCACCUGUGGCUGCUGGCUGACUACACCUGCGACCUCAUCUACAUCACUGACAUCCUCAUCUUCCAGCCCAGACUGCAGUUUGUCCGCGGAGGAGACAUUGUGUGUGAUAAAAAGGACAUGAGAGAACACUACAUGACCACUGAGAGAUUUAAGAUGGAUGUCAUCAGUCUGUUUCCCAUGGAGAUAUUUUAUUAUUUCACUGGAGUGAACUCUCUGCUGAGGUUCCCUCGUUUGCUGAAGUACAUGGUUUUCUUUGAGUUCAACGACAGAAUGGAAGCUGUGAUGAAGAAAGCAUACAUCUACAGGGUGAUCCGAACCUCCACCUACUUGCUUUACUCUCUGCACAUCAACGCCUGUCUCUUCUACUGGGGCUCAGACUACGAAGGACUGGGAUCCACCAAAUGGGUUUAUAAUGGAAAAGGCAACGCUUAUAUUCGUUGUUACUACUUUGCUGUGAAGACGCUGAUCACCAUCGGAGGACUGCCCGACCCCACCACCGUGUUUGAGAUCUGCUUCCAGCUCAUCAACUAUUUUGUUGGUGUCUUUGCUUUUUCUAUCAUGAUCGGUCAGAUGAGAGAUGUGGUUGGAGCAGCAACGGCCGGAGAGAACUACUACCGGGCCUGUAUGGACAGCACCGUCAAGUACAUGAAUUCUUACAACAUCCCCCGGGAAGUCCAGAACCGCAUCAAGACCUGGUACGACUACACCUGGAAGAGCCAGGGCAUGCUGGAUGAACAAGAGCUACUAAUUCAACUUCCUACUAAGAUGAGACUGGACAUCGCUGUGGACGUCAACUAUGCUAUCGUCAGUAAAGUCGCACUGUUUCAGGGCUGCGACAGACAGAUGGUGUUCGACAUGCUGACGAGGCUCAAGUCUGUCGUCUACCUGCCCGGCGAUUUUGUCUGUAAAAAGGGGGAGAUCGGCAGGGAGAUGUACAUCAUCAAACAGGGGGAGGUUCAGGUGGUGGGCGGUCCUGACCUGCAGACAGUGUUUGUCACCAUCAGAGCUGGCUCUGUGUUUGGAGAGAUCAGUUUGUUAGCGGGAGGCGGAGGGAACAGACGCACUGCCAACGUGAAGGCACAUGGAUUUGCCAACCUCUUCAUCCUAGACAAGAAGGACCUGGCAGAGAUCCUGGUGCACUACCCAGAGUCUGAGAAGCUGCUCCGCAAGAAGGCAAAGAAGAUGCUGACAAAGGACAAGAAGCCAGAUGAGAAGGAAGGUAAAGAGGUGGCAACGGUCAUCCCACCCAGACCCGACACCCCAAAAAUGUUCAAGGCGGCACUGAAGGUGACGGAGCAGGCAGGAAUAGAAGGAACCUUCGCCAAACUGAAGCAGGCCUACAAACCAUCAGAAGAAGAGGCCCCCCCCUCCAUCUCUCCGAUGCCUCCUCCCUCUCCAAUGCACCGCCGCUCUCCGGUCCCUCUCGCUGUGGCUCGGGACGACGACGAAACAGUGGUGGAGACGGCCGACAGCUCCGUCAUCAUCAGGAUGACGCCACGACACAAAGGAGAGGAGCUGCUCAGCGUGGAGGUGGUGCCCGGUGGAGAGGAGGAGGACGGAGAGGAGAAGAAGAAGAAAGAGGAGUAGAGGAGGAGGGAGGAGGACAGGUGUUACUCUUCCUCCACCUGCCUCAUAUUCUUCUGCUGAGUCCUGCUGCUUCCCAGAAUGCCUUUCACCAACCUCCAGAGAGGACCCAGUGCAUUCUGGUCUCUGUUUUGUCUACCUUACUCUCCCUACAGUUUGUUUUUAUUUUCCUUUUUCAUUCCAAACAUCCAGGGUGCAGUUCCGUCUUUGACCACACAGGCAGAUUACCAUUAGCAUCUAGUGUAACACAGGGGAGUGCUGUUUCACCCAUGUUUGGAAAAAAUGAAUGAAAAAUAGGGACGGCAUGGAUAUAACAACAAAAUAAGUGUCUGUUUUUUGGCAUGUUCAUUAAACUCAGUUUCCCAGAAUCCCUAGCUUCUGUUCUGCAGCUCUGGUGCUUCAUGGCACAGCCACUGACUCACUGUGGCCUUCACUGAGCUGAUUUUACUGUAGAAGCAGCUUCAUGUUUAACAGUUAUGAUGAUGUAGGUGUUUUAUUUUUAUUAGUUUAAAAUGAGACUGAAUAUAUAAUUGUCUCACAUGGUAGAGGCCAGAAAAUAAACGUAGAGCUCAUUGAUGUAAAGACAAUUGUGUUUCCUGUUUCCACUGUGAGCCACUCAAUAACUGUUGGACUCUAACUGAGCUCUAAUGACUUUUAAUGAUUUUACUCCACCAGUUUCCAGGUCAUUCUGGAUUAUUGGAAUGUGUGUGGACCAGUUUUCAGCCUGGUCAGGGUUUAUUUCAGGACCAGGAUCAGGGUUUAAUGUUGAAAGGUCAGUUUGUAUUUUUUUUUUCGACACAAGCUGGUGUGGAAAACUAAAAUAAUAUUCAUUUUAAAUCUUGUAACUUGCCAAUUUAGACAGCUAGCUGCUAGAGGGCAGUGCUGAGCUUUUUAUUGAGUAAAUAGAAAGCUGCAGGGAGACAUUUAAUACCCCCCAGUAGGGAUAUAGUGGUGUGUGAGAGUGUGUGUAUGUAACAGGAAAAACUUCAGGAAGCAGAGGAAACUCUCAUUGUGUCGGUCUGAGUUGAAGGGGAAAGACAGAACACAAGAAAAGGCGGGAAAAGAGAAACAAUGCUGAGCUGAAAGCUGGACACAGGAAGCUCUGCUGAUUGUUGAGUGUAGAAGAAGACAAAGAGGCAUACAUUUAUACUGGAGCUUAAAG